AUGGAUGCCUUCAUAUCCCGCAAAAGACGGCGCAUCUCGUCACCACCACGGGCUGAGACUGCCCUCUCUGAACUUCCAUCACGCUGUUUGAGCGAAGAUGACGAGGAGGAGUCGACAGAUGUAAAACUGGCUAUCCUGUCCUCUUUAUACCCGGACAGGACGCACGAUGACCUACUCGAAGUCCUCCUCUGCCAUGACGGUUCAGUCACACUCGCUCUGGACUCUCUGUCCGCAACGAAGUCCCCAACAAAGCGCAGACUCACAACGCCUGGGCUACAAAGCGCACUCCCCUUCUCUUCCACGAGCAAUAAAUCCCCCUCCAAGCAGCAGUUGACAAAAAAGGGCAGAACCCUCCAUCUCUACACGCCUGAGGACAUUUCCAAUCACACGCCGUGUUCCAUCGUCCACAACUUCCUCCCGCCUGAUCUAGCCAAUGCCCUCCUCGAAGAACUUCUUGCCGAAGUCCCAAGCUACGAGUCGAUCUCGUUUAAGAUCUUCGACAAUGUAGUGAAGUCACCGCACACAGCCUGUUUCUAUGUCGAUUCCCUUGCCGAUAUCCACCGUCAGCGAUCGGAAUAUUACUACAAUGGCAACGACCUAGGCGACAUUCGCCAGAUCCUCCCAGUCAUGCAGCGAGUGAAGGUCCUGGUGCGCGAUGCCGUCAAUGAACAAAUAGCUAUACGGAUCCGCGAUUUUUAUAUGGACGGCAAGAAGCUCAAAUACCAAACCCCGCAACCCUGGCAGCCCAACGCAGCAUUUGUCAACUGCUACGAUGGUGGCGCUCAGCAUGUAGGCUACCACUCCGAUCAGCUUUCCUACCUUGGUCCCAGGGCCGUGAUAGGCAGUCUAUCCCUCGGCGUGGCUCGCGAGUUUCGCGUGCGCAAAAUCGUACCUAAAGACGAGGAGAAUCCGGAUCUGGCAGCGGACGUCUCUGGCCAGAUUGCCAUCCACCUCCCUCACAAUUCGCUACUGGUCAUGCACGCCGAGAUGCAAGAGGAGUGGAAACAUAGCAUUGCACCAGCGCAAGUUGUCACGCCACACCCCGUCGCGGGCAACAAGAGGAUCAACAUUACAUAUCGAUGGUACAGGGAGGAAUUCCGGCCCAAAUACACGCCCAAAUGUCGGUGUAAUGUCCCGUGCGUUCUGAAGGUCGUGCAGAAGCAGAAGGCGAAUAGAGGUCGGUACAUGUGGAUGUGUCAGGUCGGCAAUAAGCCUGAUGGGGGUGAAGGGUGCGGAUAUUUUGAAUGGGCCAAGUUCACUGACGAUGGGGUCCCUUUGGGGUGGAAGCCUCGAGAUCCAGUCGAAGGUCAGAGUGCGCGCGUCACAGACAAGUCUGAGAUUCGAGGAGCCGGUGAUGUUAGCAUCACGAAAGAGAGUUCUGGCCCAGCAUUGGCCACCACCGCUCAAAGAUGA
This is a messenger RNA of Exophiala spinifera, 1413 nucleotides long. RefSeq lists its product as uncharacterized. NCBI's taxonomy places the organism in Eukaryota, Fungi, Ascomycota, Eurotiomycetes, Chaetothyriales, Herpotrichiellaceae. Gene Ontology annotation, molecular function: zinc ion binding; dioxygenase activity. The record is from RefSeq and is a predicted model, not a curated record. The transcript has a single exon. Bases 1 to 1413 code for a protein of 470 amino acids. Gene Ontology annotation, biological process: DNA repair; DNA alkylation repair. Gene Ontology annotation, cellular component: nucleus.